CCACUCCACGCGCGGCUCUACCUCCCACUCCCCCCUCUCCUCUCCUCUCCUCUCCUCCACCUCCACUCUCCGCUGUCCACACGCGCCCGCGCGCGCGAGAGGCGAGAGCUCGCUCUCCCAGUCCCAUCCCUGUCGCUCCCCAUGUUCGCCGCUUCCACCUCCUCCACCGGCCUCCCCUUGCCGCGCGCGGGCGGCCUCCUCCUCCUCCCCACCUCCCGCUCCCUCCUCCUCCCGCGCCACCGCCACCGCCUCCGCCUCCGCGAUGUUGGCGCCGCUGCGGCCGCCGGAGGGGGAGUGUCCGGCGGGGGCGGCGGUGCUGCUUCUUCGAGGGAGCCGCCGAGGACGCUGUUCCCGGGCGGGUUCAAGCGGCCGGAGAUCCGGGUCCCGGCGCUCGUCCUCCGCGUCGGCGCCGACGAGGCGCUGGCCUCCGGGGACGCGGUGGUCGCGGCCGUGGCGCGGGGCGUGGGGAUCGUCGUGCUCGAGGCCGGGGAGGAGGGCGGCGGGCGCGUCUACGAGGCCGCGCUCUCGCUCAAGGCGUCGGUCGGGGACCGCGCCUACCUGCUCGUCGCGGAGCGCGUCGACGUCGCCUCGGCGGUCGGUGCCAGCGGCGUCGUGCUGGCUGACGACGGUAUUCCUGCUAUUGUUGCAAGGAGUAUGAUGAUGAAGUCCAACUCGGACUCCAUAUACCUCCCUCUUGUCGCUAGAACCAUACGUUCUGCAGACACUGCAAGAAGCGCCACAAGUUCAGAGGGGGCUGAUUUUCUUAUCAUCGAUACCGGCAGUGAUGAUGCUAUUAAUGUUAUGAAUGGUGUUAGUGGCACUCAGCAUGUGAAGAUCCCCAUUUUUUCCACUUUGAGUGAUUCGCAAAGUGAAGGGUCUUACUCAGAUAACACAUCCAGGUUGCUCCAAUCCGGUGCAUCUGGAAUUGUUAUGUCUUUGGCUGGUAUUCAAGUACUCGCUGAUGAUAUUAUAGAACGGGAUUUUUCAAAAGUGGAUACCGCUGAAAGUGUCCUACAGGCUAAUUACUCUUCAGCUAGUACUUUGGAAGAAGCAGAUAAUGUAAUGGUCCUAACUCGUGAGAAGGCAAAAGUUGCUGGAUUCACAAAACUAGAUGAAAAAGUAAUGCAGCUGAUAUCGAUAGAAAAGCCUAUUCUAAGUGAAGCUGUUGCUGUUAUCCGCAAGGCAGCACCAAUGAUGGAGGAAGUUGAGCUUCUAGUUGAUGCUGCUUCUCGCCUGAGUGAGCCAUUUUUGUUGGUUACUGUGGGUGAAUUUAAUUCGGGAAAAUCAACUUUUAUAAAUGCUCUACUUGGGAGGAAGUAUCUUCAGGAAGGAGUUGUGCCCACAACAAAUGAGAUCAUGUUGCUAUCAUAUUCUGAUGUUGACUCUGAAAGCGCAGAACGAUGUGAGAGGCACCCGGAUGGUCAAUACAUGUGCUAUUUAUCGGCACCCGUAUUGAAGGAAAUGAACCUAGUUGAUACGCCUGGAACAAAUGUUAUUCUCCAAAGGCAGCAACGGCUUACUGAAGAAUAUGUGCCCCGAGCUGACCUAAUACUCUUUGUUCUUUCAUCAGACAGACCAUUGACUGACAGUGAGGUCGGAUUUCUCCAGUAUGUUCAGCAGUGGAAGAAGAAAGUUGUAUUUGUACUAAACAAAUUGGACCUUUAUCGGAACAGUAACGAGCUUGAAGAGGCUACUGCAUUUAUCAAGGAAAAUGCAAGAAAAUUGCUUAACACAGAGGAUGUGACAUUAUUUCCUGUAUCUUCACGCUCUGCUCUGGAGGCCAAGCUUUUGUAUUCAAAAAAUGAUGGAAGAGAGCAUCAUGGGGAAGCUUUGUUUAAUGACCCUAGAUGGAGAAACAGCAAGUUUUAUGAUCUAGAGCAUUACCUAUUGAGCUUCUUGGAUGGAUCAACAGAAAAUGGGAAGGAAAGGGUCCGGCUGAAACUUGAAACGCCAAUUGGAAUUGCAGAUCGUUUGCUAACGUCAUGUCAAAGGCUUGUGAAGCUAGAAUAUGAAAAGGCUAUUGAUGACCUAACAUCCAUCAAGGAUCUUGUUUCUGGUGCAAACAAUUAUGCUGUGAAGAUUGAGGCUGACAGUGAUUCUUGGCAAAGGCAGAUUUCAUCCCUUAUUGCGAGAGCUAAAGGCCGAGCAAUUUCGCUCAUGGAAUCUACACUUCAGUUGUCAAACAUUGACCUUAUUUUUACAUACACCCUUUCAGGGGGGAAAAGCACUCCCACCAAAGUUACAUCAUUUUUUCAAAAUGAUAUUCUGAGCCCUUCCCUUGAUGACGCAGCAAAUUUGCUAAGUGAAUAUUCUACAUGGUUGAGUUCUACCAAUGUCCGUGAAGCAAAUAUAUAUGUGGACUGCUUCCAUGAGAGAUGGGGUGCAUUGGUUGCCCAGGAGCAAAGGAUUCCGCCAGAGAAAAAUGAACUUGUCAAUGAAGAAGAGAAACUCUGUGUAAAGGCACUGGAUGGCUUCAGUGCUAGUGCUGCUGCUAAGGUUUUUGAAGAAGAAAUUCGUGAAGUGGUUCUUUGCAAUAUCAAAUUUUCCUACCCGUCGGAAACUUGCAGUAGAGAAGAUCGGCAAGGCUGCUGAAAAACUUUCUUCUAAAGUUGACGAAGCUAUUCAGCAGGAUAUAUCCCGUAGUGCUAAUCAAUUAGUCCAUUUUGUUGAGACUGUCAGCAAACCUUAUCAAGAUGCAUGUCAGCAAAAGAUAGAUUGGCUGCAGGGUGUUCAGGGUGAGUUGUCCACUGUUGAGCGUAAGCUCCAAACUUUGAAAGUUGAAAUUCAAAAUCUUCAUGAAUCAUGAGGUUUCAAUUCCAUUGAAAUUUUCUUCAUUUAUUUGCACUCAUGCCUUGGAUGGGUGAUAUGCGCUCAUCAAAUUUUGUUAGUUGGUGUUGUAUUAUGGUGGGGCUGUUGAUAGAUAUAUCUGUAAUAUAUGUUGUACCUUCUCAACAAGUGAUACUUAUCACGUAAUCAGGAGCAAUGCAACCACAGGUUCAAUCGAUCA
Oryza sativa Japonica Group (Japanese rice) is the source of this 3007-nucleotide messenger RNA. NCBI's taxonomy places the organism in Eukaryota, Viridiplantae, Streptophyta, Magnoliopsida, Poales, Poaceae. The record is from RefSeq and is a predicted model, not a curated record.